ACAUAUCUUCAAGCUGCCUUUUUCUUUCACAUUUUGAUUUUCUGGUGGUAGUUGGAGAAUAUUAAGCCAUGGUUGCUGCUGUUGUCAGAAAAUUCUUCGCUCCUGCGUCUGCUAAGUUGAACUUUCCGCAUUCAUCUUCUUCAUCUCUUCAUCAAUUCAGCACCCAACAAAUUCUAUUCACUAACAGCCAUUUUAGUACUCAUUCUAGCAGUAAAUUGAAUGAAAGAUCUGCAGGUAACAGAAUUCCAAUAGUUGUAUUGAAGGCAACAUCCAAGAAUGACCAGAAUAUUGUUCAAGCUGACAGUGAGGAUGGUGUGUCCCUUGGUACCAUGAAGUUGCCAGCCAAUAUCGAUAUCCCCAGAUUCGAAAGCUUGUUAUUCCAGUGGGCUAACAGCUUGUGCCAAGGAUCUAAUCUACCACUUGCAUAUCCGCUAAAGGUGGAUAAGAUAACAGGGGGAGCAAGACUGGCGUUCAUUACAAUUAAUAAUGAUGGCGAAACUGAAGUUUAUGUUUACAUAGAUUGCUUGGUAACUCCAUCAACUGAUGGUAGUGGACCAGUUUUUCAAGCAAUAAGAAAUGGAGGCGCCAAAGAUCAGACGCCGCCAGGGGAGCCAAGAAUUAUGAGAAGCUUACUUGAAGCCCUAAAGAAGUGUGUCGAAAUCGCUAGAGUUUAGUUAUAUACACAUAAGUAAAAAAGAUAAGGUAUCGCUAGAGAAUUAGCAGCCUUUGUGUUUAAUUUCAGGGUUCAUACUUGCUUUCCCAAGGUGUAAUAAUAAUAUACAGUUUUAUGUUUCAAAAAUGAGAGUUUAACAGGGCUGAAUUGGGGGCCCUGAAUCAGUAAUCGGGGACCUCUAG
Papaver somniferum (opium poppy) is the source of this 855-nucleotide messenger RNA. RefSeq lists its product as uncharacterized. Bases 69 to 674 code for a protein of 201 amino acids. The transcript has 3 exons. NCBI's taxonomy places the organism in Eukaryota, Viridiplantae, Streptophyta, Magnoliopsida, Ranunculales, Papaveraceae. The record is from RefSeq and is a predicted model, not a curated record. Gene Ontology annotation, cellular component: chloroplast stroma; chloroplast thylakoid membrane.